Messenger RNA from Carassius auratus (goldfish), 2384 nucleotides. RefSeq names its product zona pellucida-like domain-containing protein 1. The record is from RefSeq and is a predicted model, not a curated record. Bases 938 to 2104 code for a protein of 388 amino acids. NCBI's taxonomy places the organism in Eukaryota, Metazoa, Chordata, Actinopteri, Cypriniformes, Cyprinidae. The transcript has 12 exons.
UGGUUAAGAUUCAUGAUGGAACAUAUUUUUACAUUCAACCCAGGCCUUCAAAAUAAGGAAUUAUAUAUUUGUUGUAUAUCCUCUCCAGAGCUCAAUUCUUUAUUUACUCAAAAGCUUUUUUGGCAGACUAGACAUCAGAUGAUCCUGUGGUCUACAUGGACCACAGGGCGGAUCAGCUGCCACUGUGUUAAAAGAUGCUACUUCAAACAGAGCUUAGGAAAGCAGCUUGUAUCAUUACUUCACUUUCAUUAGGGAUAAUAUGUUUAUAAAUCACUAUUUAACCAUUCUUAAAAAAAAAGUCAUCAUUUACUCAUGCAAUUUCAAUCCUAUAUGACUAAUUUUCUACUGUGGAAAAACCAAAGAUAGACAGACUCAACUGUCACUUUAAUUUCCUUUUGAGUAACGUAAAACGACAUAUUAUACAUUUUGGGUGAACUAUCCCUUUAAGAUAAUUGACUGUCUCUGAUGGGAAAGUUAGGUUCGGUUUCCCAUCGUUUGCUCCAAACUAUUAUGCAACAUUUGUCAUUUCCGUAAGCAUUCCUGAAUUGGAAAGAAUAGGAGUGUCUUAUUCUGGAAUCAUCUGCCGCUAGAACGUUCUAUAAACCUUAAUCAAACGCGCGCACAACACUCCGAGAAACGUGGCGUGAACGUUCUAGAGAAUUCCAUAUCAUUUCUGGUUUAGAAUGCAGCUCGAAUGCAGAAAAAGGUGUGGUUCUGUGACCUAUCUGUUCAAUCAACAAUAUUGAUGACAGAACAGUUUUGUAAACUUAAUUACCCUGAAUAGAUAUCAGUGGACAGAUCGCUGGAGAGGCUCGUGUUGCCCUGUCUUUUGUCAUGUUUUCUCUCACACCCAUCUCAUCUGUAUAAAUACUGAAUCUGCAAGAAAGGAAGGAGAAGUUACUCAUCAAGAGUUUGCUGAUUCAAAAGUUGUUUCAGGAUGAUCAGACUAGUCCAGCUGUUGUGUCUUGCUGGCCUUCUUCUACAGUGUGAAGGUCAGGGUCUCCAAACAUGCCUCACUCACCCCACGUACAGACCGGCAGAUAACGCUGAUAUAACAGUGGUGUGUGGAACCAAUUCCAUGUUUUUAAAAGUUCUCAUCUGUCCAAUGUAUUUCGGGGGAUACAACGAAUCACUAAUGGCACUCAAUGCUAAGUUUAACGUCCCAUCCUGCUAUGGAGUAGCGGACUGGACUGUCAAUCCUCCCGUCUUGCUGUUUAACUUCUCAAUCUCUCAGGAGGCGCUCACCCUCUGUGGCAACAAUAUGAACAUUACAAGUCAAGUGGGAUCAGGAGUCUUCUCAGACUUCUCCCAAAUCCAGUCCGUAAAUGUGUCCGGAUUAAUCAAUUCCUGGGAUCCCAGCACCAGCACCAUCACGUACAGGCAACAGCUUAUGUACCAGUUUUCAUGUCUGUAUCCACUGCAGUAUUUAGUCAACAACACUGAGCUCAGCGUGUCAGGAGUGAGCCUAGCGAUAAAAGACAACAAUGGCACAUUCGUCAGUACUCUAAGCAUGGGUCUUUUCAGUACGCCCGACUAUUCUACCAAACUCCAGAUCCCAGUUACUGGGCUGCAGCUAAAGACUCGCAUAUAUGUGCAGGUCAAGGCAACAAAUCUGACAAACAAGUUCAAUGUGUUGCUGGACCGUUGUUAUGCCACGACAAGCCCAUAUCCGGCCCCCAGCACCUCUUACGAUCUUUUUGUUGGGUGUAUGCGUGACGCCCAGACAAAGAUUGAUUGGAAUGGGAUGUCUCAGGUAGCUCAGUUCUCCUUCGAGGCCUUCCGCUUUCUGGAACACAAAAACCUGUCCAUCUCCACUUUCUACCUGCAUUGUGCUACCCGACUCUGUGAGAACUCCACUUGCUCCUCCUUGCUUCCGAAAUGCGUUAGGAAAAGAGAAGCACCAUCUCCAGAGUUCAACUCUACAUCUGUGGUUGCCACUGUCUCCUCAGGACCGAUCAGAACCCAAGUUGACAGUGGUGUCCCUGUCAGCAGUAGACUAACCUCAUCAGCAUCCAUCCCUCAGCUGACGUAUGUUGGGAUAACCACUGGCUUGCUGAGCUUCUUUCUAUUUAACUGGUUGUCUACAUCAGGACCUGCACAGUGAUCUACAUCAGGAUUCACUUGACUGAACACAACGUUUCUUAGAAGAUAUCUCACCUGUUACAUAAAUGUGAGAACAUUUAUCAUGUGUCAGUUAUUAGCACUUCUAUUUUCCAAUUUAAUGAGGCAAAUAGACUGUUGUCUUGUAAUUUUUAUUUUCUUUUUGUUCUAAGAUUUUCCAUGAGAACAAGAAAAAAAAAGAAACAUAUUCACUAUGUAGUUUACAUAUUUUUUUGAAAAAGUCUAUAAUGCAUGUAAAACUGCUUUGGGGCCUAUGAAUGUAA